Naegleria fowleri is the source of this 1344-nucleotide messenger RNA. RefSeq lists its product as uncharacterized. Gene Ontology annotation, cellular component: cytoplasmic vesicle; clathrin adaptor complex; trans-Golgi network. Gene Ontology annotation, biological process: Golgi to lysosome transport; protein targeting. Bases 1 to 1344 code for a protein of 447 amino acids. The transcript is spliced from 5 exons. The record is from RefSeq and is a predicted model, not a curated record. Lineage: Eukaryota; Heterolobosea; Eutetramitea; Acrasida; Naegleriidae.
AUGGCCAUCUCACAAUUCUUCAUCUUGUCCCUACGAGGAGACAAAAUCAUUGCUCGUGAUUACCGCUAUGAUAUUGUUAAGGGUUCGGAAGAAAUUUUCUUCAGAAAGAUGAAAUCACUCUCAAGUGAUGGAUGUCCGGUUUUUGAAGUACAAGGUAUUCAAUUCAUAUCCAUAAAGAAGAGUAGCAUGUAUUUUGUGUUCACCUCCCGAUGCAAUGUUUCGCCGGCCACCUACGUCCAAUGCUUAAUUCGAAUUGCGAAUCUCAUACGAGACUUUUGUGGUGUGUUGACUGAGGAGAGCGUUCGACAGAAUUUCAUUCUCGUCUAUGAGAUUUUGGAUGAAAUUAUUGAUAAUGGUUACAUUGAAGAUUGCAGCACAAAAAUUAUGAAAACCUUCAUUGCGAAUGAACCCGUUGAAGUCUUGACGCCAUCCUCUUCCUUACUUUCUUCUUUGGGAAAUGCAUUUUCGUUCACAGAACCACGAACGACAACCUGCCAAGCAGCAAGAAGACCCAUUCAAGGAGGCAAUGUUAAAAAGAGUGAAGUCUUUGUUGACGUGUUAGAAAAGAUUAAUGUAACUUUUUCGGAAUCGGGCCAAAUACUCCUCUCUGAAGUCGUUGGUUGCAUCACAAUGAAAUCAUUCAUUCCAGGAGAUCCACUCAUCAAAAUUGGUCUUUCAGAGAAUAUUGUGAUUUCAUCAGAGACCAGCCGAAUCUAUGGAAGUGUCACGUUGGAUCAUGUUGCUUUCAGUCAUUAUGUCGAUUUGAACGAGUGGGAAGCAUCAAGGGUGUUGUCGUUGAAUCCACCCGAUGGAGAGUUCAAUAUUAUGGAGUACAGGUCGACCAAAGAAUACAGUGUACCUUUCAGAAUCAACCCAUACUUCUCAAGAGAAUCUCAAUUUAAGGUUAAGCUACUGGUGACUUUGAGAAAUGAGUUGCCAGCAUCCAAAGUGGCUACCAAUGUCAUUGUCCGAAUUCCUGUUCCAAAAGACUCUGCCACUGUGAGUGUGGAGUGUGGAGGAGGGCAACAACACGGUUACGAAUACAACUCUGCUGAGCAAGUUGUGCUAUGGGGUAUCAAGAAAUUCCCUGGUGCUUUGGAACAAGUCAUUAAGGUCACCAUUGUGACCAAUAAUCCUAUUACGUACGACUUGUCACCUCAAAUGGGUCCUGUUAGCAUGAAAUUUGAAAUUCCCAUGCACAGCUGUACAGGACUCGAAGUGAAAUACCUCAAAGUGUUGACACCAUCAUUAAUAGCAAGUCCAAAGAAAGGCAACGAACCCUCUCGAUGGGUACGUUGCAUUACACAAGGUAAUAGUUACAUUUGUAGAGUCAAUUGUGAUUGA